GUUCAUAGGUAAACAGAAUUAGUCACUGCCAAGAUGAGGCUGAAACCUGGAUGUUUUCUGCAGUUUCUGUAUUUAGAUAAAAUACACUGUUUAUUAUCAGUGAGAAAUGCUAGGGCACUUGCAGAAUAUUUCCAACUCCUAGAUGUUCAUAAAAAGAAUACUUUGAAUGACCUGCAGCUUUAUCACUUUCUCCGUUAUGUGACUGACCUGACAAAGAAGCAGAUCAUGCUGGUGUUUGAUUUGCUAGACUGGAAUGCCACAGGGGAGAUUGGCUUUGAUGAGUUCUACAUGCUGGUGUGCAUCCUGAUGUCUCACGAGAACCACCUGGAAAAGCAGUUCAUUUAUCAACACUCUGGGCCUGUGUUUGAGCUGCUGGAUAUGGAUGGAAGACACACAGUUGGCCCUAGGGAGUUCCAAGCCACUAGGUUCCUUUUUAACAUCAAGAAGCAAGAGCUUGAAAAGAUAUUCAAGGACUUUGAUGUUUCUGGAGAUGAGCAACUGAACUACAAGGAGUUCAAGAUGUUUACAAUCUUCUGCAUUGAUAGACAACAGAAAAAGGAGAAGGAGAAAAAGAAGAGGUUGAAUGAAGAGAUUCCAGAAUCAUCUGGGGCAGGCCUUACUGAGAUCAGCAUGGAUCAACUACACUUAUCCCAUCUCAGAUACCGCAUGCAAGUGCAUCAUCGGGUCUGAAGUCAUCCCAUGUGGAAUAGCUGAUGCAGCUUGGACUUCAGGGCAGGCACAUUCCUCAUAUUUCACCCCAAGCCAGUUGCUGAUAUUCAUGUCAACCCUCCCUGCCAUACCGCAUUGCUCAAGUAUUUUAGGAUAGCAACCCUGCUCCACCCUCCAUGUACAUUACAUCUCGCUUGAGACAGAGCAAUUUUCCCAAUACAACCAUUUUAUCACCUUUGAAGAGACCGAUGAAAUAAAGUUUAACAUAAAACCCA
Messenger RNA from Mauremys reevesii (Reeves's turtle), 944 nucleotides. RefSeq names its product EF-hand calcium binding domain 9 (gene EFCAB9). The transcript has 5 exons. The coding region runs from base 34 to 690 and encodes 218 amino acids. Gene Ontology annotation, biological process: flagellated sperm motility. The record is from RefSeq and is a predicted model, not a curated record. Gene Ontology annotation, molecular function: calcium ion sensor activity. Gene Ontology annotation, cellular component: sperm principal piece; cytoplasm. NCBI's taxonomy places the organism in Eukaryota, Metazoa, Chordata, Testudines, Geoemydidae.